Molecule: messenger RNA, 1539 nt
Organism: Lachancea lanzarotensis
Lineage: Eukaryota; Fungi; Ascomycota; Saccharomycetes; Saccharomycetales; Saccharomycetaceae
Gene: PPT1
Product: LALA0S01e08064g1_1
Exons: 1
Coding region: 1-1539 (512 amino acids)
Cellular component (GO): nucleus; cytosol
Molecular function (GO): protein serine/threonine phosphatase activity; protein binding
Source: RefSeq, a predicted model, not a curated record
AUGGUGGUGAGUGCACAAGCAGCCCAAGAAGCCUUAGACUUCAAAAAUGAGGGCAAUGAAUUUAUCAAGCAAAAAGACUAUAGUGCAGCAGUGGAAAGUUAUUCGAAGGCCAUCGAGCGUGACGACACCCAAAGCAUUUACUUUUCCAAUAGGGCUUUUGCAAGACUGAAGCUCGAUAACUUCCUCACCACAGUGGAGGACUGCACCAAGGCUAUUGAACUGGACGGGAAAAACAUAAAGGCGUUGCAUCGAAGAGGACUGGCACAUGUUGGACUCUUAGAGUUUAGUCUUGCACGCAAAGACUUCAAAAGGCUUCUUCAGCUAAAACCUAAUGAAUCUGCAGCGUUAAAAGCCCUAGAAACAUGCGAAAAAUUCAUUCGUCAAGAGAAGUUCAUGAAAGCAAUCGCUGGGGAUGGUGAUGUGGCGAAAAUAAAUACGUGUGCAACAGUACAGCUUUCGUCUUUCGAUGGAAACUCCGAUUUCCUGAAGUAUGAGGGACCUACGUUGGAAUUAACUCAAUUGGUGAAUGACAAAAAUGAACCCGCCGGAGCACAGAUCACGAAUAUGUCCCAGGAGUUCGUCUCUUCUAUGGUGAAUGAUCUGUUCCUGAAGGGUAAGAAUCUGCCUAAAAAAUACGUAGCGGCCAUCGUUUCGCAUGCAGAGCGUUUAUUUCACAUGGAACCGUCAGUUGUUGAACUCAACAACGCUACUGAAACCGACGUCAAGAUUUCUGUAUGCGGUGACACACAUGGUCAAUUCUACGACGUCUUGAACAUUUUCCGCAAAUUCGGCAAAGUUGAUUCAAAACAUUCCUAUCUCUUCAAUGGUGACUUUGUCGACCGUGGCUCCUGGUCCUGUGAAGUUGCGCUUCUAUUCUACUGCCUGAAGAUUUUAUUUCCCGGGAACAUGUUCAUAAACAGAGGCAACCAUGAAACCGAUAAUAUGAAUAAAAUCUACGGAUUUGAAGACGAGUGUAAGCACAAGUAUUCUCAGCGGAUUUUCGAGAUGUUUUCUAGGAGUUUUGAGGCUCUUCCUCUUGCAACUGUUAUCAACGACAAAUAUCUAGUCAUGCAUGGUGGUCUCAGCGCUGACAGUUCUGUAUCGCUGAAAGAUUACAAAAGCAUUGAUAGAUUCUCUCAGCCACCAAGAGAGGGUCCCUUCAUGGAGCUGCUAUGGUCUGACCCGCAAGCUGGUAAGGGUUUGGGACCCUCAGAACGAGGAUUGGGCCAUUCUUUUGGACCCGACAUCACGGCUGAAUUCCUCGCCAAAAACAAGUUAUCCAAGAUAUUCAGGUCCCAUGAAGUCAGAAUGGGUGGUGUGUUGUUCGAACAUGAUAAGAAGCUGGUUACCGUUUUUAGCGCGCCAAACUACUGCGAUUCUCAAGGCAACUUGGGUGGUAUCAUCCACGUUGUUCCAGGCAUGGGAGUAAUAGGCCAGAAUGGGAAUGAUGACGAAGACUUAAUGGUCGAGACAUUCGGAGCAGUUGAGCAUCCAAACGUUAAGCCUAUGGCUUACUCUAACGGCGGGCUCGGAUUUUAA